UUAGCUCUAUCAUAAUUCUCUAAUCGCUGGCCAUAUAUAUUCAUCAACUAGAUCAUUUAAUUUUCUUCAACUACGCCAAACUUAAGUUAUAUACUUGGGAUUCAUAACUAUACACACCACUUCUAAUUAGAGAGUGUAUAGAUCGAUGGCGAAAGUUCACCCUCAUCUCUUAUCUUCUCCUUCAUCGUCGCGUUCGUCGGGAGAAACCACCGAGAAAUUUACAGUUUGGAUGAAAUCUCUAGUCCUUAACGGCAAUGGUUGCACCAUCUAUGAUUCUACGGGUAAUAUCGUGUAUCGUAUCGAUAAUUACGAUACUAAGUGUAGUAGCCAAGUCUUGUUAAUGGAUCUUAAGGGAAAAGUCUUAAGCACCUUGAUUCGUAAGAAGUUGAGAGUUAAAGAACAUUGGAAUGGGUACAAAAAUGAUAGAGUACUUAAAAAUGAGAGGCCAUGGUUUAAAGUAAACAAGAUAAGCAAGGUUUUUAACAAGAAAGGAAAAGGUUUUUCUUGUCAAGUUACAAUCGAAGGUGACGAAUCUCGAGCAUUAUCGUGUUUUACAAUCCAAGGAUGUGCUCAAAAAUCAGAAUUCGAGAUUAUUCGAGGCGAUGGCCUUGUGGUCGCACAGGUUAAGAGAAAGAAAUCGACAAGCGGAAUAAUGUUGGGAAAUGAUGUAUUAAGCUUGGAAAUGGAGCCUAAAAUGGAACAAUCCUUCAUAAUAUCACUUGUUGUAGUUCAUGGUUUAAUUUCUCAUAAACUUUGACCCUUUCAAAAAUGACAUGACAUUUUUUUUGUAAACGCUUCUUCAAUGUUCAUGUAAGAAGAGGUGUGUUUACUUAUUCGAGGAGGCGCUGUUCGAGUGUUCGAGCAUCGAUAACAACAUUCAAUGAGUGUUAAGCUAUAUAUCCCUCGGCGUGUAGAUAUCAGAUAUGUUGUAGUGAAUUGAAGUUUUUUGUAGGAAGGAAUCCAUUUUGUUCUUGAUAAAUCAUUCAUAUAUGUAUACAAAUUUUUUUUCCCUGAUUGUUCUGGGUUUGUGUAUAAUCCUGUUUACAUUAAUGAUAAUAACACUUGGACUUGA
Spinacia oleracea (spinach) is the source of this 1072-nucleotide messenger RNA. RefSeq names its product protein LURP-one-related 11. The record is from RefSeq and is a predicted model, not a curated record. The coding region runs from base 146 to 757 and encodes 203 amino acids. The transcript has 3 exons. NCBI's taxonomy places the organism in Eukaryota, Viridiplantae, Streptophyta, Magnoliopsida, Caryophyllales, Amaranthaceae.